ACGUAUAACCAAUUCAGUCAUCCUUAUCUAUACAAAUGAUGAGAUCAAUUAGCCUAAUUUUAUUGUUCCUCCUAAUUAUAAUUAAGGUCUCAUCAGCUGGGGAGCUAUCUCUUCCUCUCAACGAAACCCUUGGCCUUGAACAAGGGGAACAAUGCGGAUAUCAAAGUGGCUAUAAAAAAUAUUGUCCUCCUAAACAGUGUUGUAAUCGAUGGGGUUUCUGUGGAACCACACGCGGUUAUUGUGCCGCACAAAACUGCCAAAACCAAUGUCCAAGACGGUGCGGCCAAGGCUCUGACAUUCUAGCAUGUCCGCCAGGAUUCUGUUGCAGCAAAGAUGGCAGGUGUGGAACUAGUUCAAGAUAUUGUGCUCCUGAAAACUGUCAAAGCCAAUGUAAUACGACAGCACCCCCAAUCCCAGAGGGACGAUGCGGAAGGCAAGCUGGCGGUGUAUAUUGUCCUAUCGGACAGUGUUGUAAUAACUCUGGUUGGUGUGGAACUACACCUGAUUAUUGUGAUCCUGAUAACUGUCAAAGUCAAUGUUAUACUCCAGUCGCACCCCCACCUUCGCCCUCACCUCCACCUCCACCCCCAUCCCCACCCCCACCUUCGCCCUCACCUCCACCUCCAUCCUCACCCCCAGCUUCGACCUCACCUCCACCUCCACCCCCAUCCUCACCCCCACCCCCACCUUCGCCCUCACCUCCACCUCCACCCCCAUCCCCACCCCCACCUUCGCCCUCACCUCCACCUCCAUCCUCACCCCCAGCUUCGACCUCACCUCCACCUCCACCCCCAUCCUCACCCCCACCUUCGCCAUCACCUCCACCUCCAUCCCCACUCCCACCCCCACCUUCCCCCUCACCUCCACCUCCAUCCCCACCCCCACCUUCGUCCUCACCUCCACCUCCAUCCCCACCCCCACCCCCACCCCCGUCAGGACGAUGUGGAAUUCAAGCUUUUUUUCGAGCAUGUCGUAUUGGAGAAUGUUGUAGUGUAUUGGGUGUGUGUGGAACCACAUGGGCCUAUUGUGCUCCUGGACUGUGUCAAAGUCAGUGUUUUCUAACCUCGCCCGCCAAUAAUCGUAUGAGAGGUAUUGAAAGCUUAAUGCUUAAUGUUGUGUAGAUGCUAGCUCUUGUAUUUCCAAUUACUAGCUCGAGGAUGUACUUUUACUCCUCUAUUGGAACUGGUGAAGUGAUCAAAUAUUAAUGCAUGUAAAAUAAUGCAUAUGAAAUGUAUUAAUUAAUAUAAUAAAUAAAGGACUUUUGUCUAAAUUAAAAUA
Lycium barbarum (goji berry) is the source of this 1278-nucleotide messenger RNA. RefSeq names its product chitin-binding lectin 1-like. The coding region runs from base 36 to 1121 and encodes 361 amino acids. Lineage: Eukaryota; Viridiplantae; Streptophyta; Magnoliopsida; Solanales; Solanaceae. Gene Ontology annotation, molecular function: chitin binding. The record is from RefSeq and is a predicted model, not a curated record. The transcript has a single exon.